Oppiella nova is the source of this 420-nucleotide messenger RNA. Lineage: Eukaryota; Metazoa; Arthropoda; Arachnida; Sarcoptiformes; Oppiidae. The record is from the annotation of a GenBank genome assembly.
AUGUUAUCUGAGCGCCGGACUCCUGACAGACCAACCAUUAAUAGACAGCACCGGAUCUGUACGGACACAGCACUGGAUAACCAUAAAAUGUUACCGGGUUUUAUCAUGGCAUUUGCCAUAAUACUAGCUAGCUCAUCAUUGUCCAGCGCCUACACCACUGAGACCUAUGGCACCGGGAAUUAUAACUACUACAACAGUAGACAGACCAGACGCUGGGGUGGGACCGGCACUCCAAACGGCUAUUAUGGAGUAACUGGCCAACUGGGAACUGGACGCUCCCAGCGCCGGGGUAUACUAACUACCCGUAUGGCACUGGUAGCCCGGGUUAUGGGGGUCAUACUGGCACCUACCGUGUGUACGGCACUGGUAGGCCCUACACAGGGGGAUUCUACCAAGGAACUACUCGUGAUCAUUAAAUAA